AUGUCGGCAUGGCAAGACGCGCCCGAUUUAGGCGCGUAUACGGCCCAGGCCGACAGUGAUGAGGAAGUGUUGGCUGAGCUGGAGCGCGAGGUUGAGGCGCUCAAUGAGGCGGAUGCCGACGAUGCCGAACGCGUUGCCGGCAAGGGACGGGGCUCGGACGACCGCGAUCUUUCUCAAGUGUUUGAGGAGUAUCGCGCUCAGCGCCUCGCUGAAAUGCAGGCACAAAUAGCUGCACGUAUCGGUGCCGAUACAAGCGAUCCUAAUCGCGGCAAGUACGUGCAAGUCGAGGACGAAAAGGCGCUGCUCAGCUCGAGUGUGCGCGAGCCGAAAGUCGUGAUUCACUUCGCGAAGAAAGAGUUCCGGCGAUGCCAUAUUCUCGACCGGCAUCUCGAGCACCUCGCACGGCAGCAUCCAGGCACACUGUUUCUCAAGACGUACGUGGAGCACGCGCCUUUUCUUGUCCAGAAGCUCGAUAUCCGUGUCCUGCCCUGCCUCAUGGCGUUCGUGCAGGGCGUAUGCAAGGACAAGAUGAUCGGAUUCCAAGAAUUUGGAAAUAGCGAUACAUUUACUACGGCCGCCUUGGAAUGGCGUCUUGGACAGACAGGCGUGAUUUUGCCGCAGCAAAAGCCCAGUAAGCCGAUCUUGGGCUUCGGUGUGCCUACCGCCGCGCCGGAGCCCGACGAUUGGGACUAG
Malassezia restricta is the source of this 693-nucleotide messenger RNA. Its product is annotated as thioredoxin-like protein. Gene Ontology annotation, cellular component: cytoplasm. Lineage: Eukaryota; Fungi; Basidiomycota; Malasseziomycetes; Malasseziales; Malasseziaceae. The coding region runs from base 1 to 693 and encodes 230 amino acids. The transcript is spliced from 3 exons. The record is from RefSeq and is a predicted model, not a curated record.